AUGUCACUUCCGGAAUAUUUUGUGUUGCCGGGAGGCGAUCGGAUGCCGCGAAUUGGUUUUGGAACUUGGCAGGCUUCCGAUGAUGUGUUGGAAAAAGCAGUAGAAGAGGCUUUGGCGGCUGGUUACCGCCAUUUUGAUUCUGCUCGCGCCUAUGAGAACGAAGCCGCUCUUGGACGUGCAUUAAAGCGCUGGAUUGGCGCGGAUCCGGCGAAAAGGAAGGAACUAUUUGUUGUCACUAAGUUACCACCUGGAGGAAACAGACCAGAGCUGGUCCCAGAAUACUUCGAUGCUUCGUUCCGUGACCUCGGCCUGGAUUAUAUAGACAUGUACCUAAUGCAUACUCCCUUCGCGUUUGAGCAUGUACCUGGCGACCUGCAUCCUAAAAAUCCUGAUGGCAGCAUGAAAGUGGAUCUCACUACAGAUCUUAUUGGUGUUUGGAAGGCCCUACUAAAACUAAAACAGUCAGGAAGGGUUCAUCACGUAGGCGUAUCAAAUGUGAACGAGGAGCAACUGAGAAGGCUAAACGCUGUAGAGAAGCCGGCAUGCUUACAAAUCGAAAUACAUUUAUUAUGCCAGCAGCGGUCACUAAUCGCCGUCGCUAAGGAGCUCGGAAUACCGGUGGUCGCCUACUCUCCACUAGGAUCUAAGGCUCUUGCUGAUGCUUUAUCUGCUAAAACAGGCCGCGAAUACCCUGACCUACUGCAGUUGCCAGCUGUAGUGAAAAUAGCGGAAGCACACGGACGCACGCCAGCCCAGAUACUGCUUAGACAUUUGCUACAGAGUGGAGUUGCGGCCAUACCAAAGAGCACCAAUCCCGCAAGGAUUAAACAGAACAUCUCUGUAUGGGACUUUGAACUGACAGAAAGCGAGAUGACUGAGCUGUCCGCACUAGACCGUGGGGAGAACGGCCGAAUUUGUGAUUUUGGUUUCUUUCCAGGCAUUGAAAAGCAUCCCGAAUUUCCUUUUAAGAAAUAA
Messenger RNA from Parnassius mnemosyne (clouded apollo), 975 nucleotides. The record is from the annotation of a GenBank genome assembly. Lineage: Eukaryota; Metazoa; Arthropoda; Insecta; Lepidoptera; Papilionidae.